CCGCUGAAAUCGAUUCAUUAACCAUAAACCCCUUCAGCCGCACGGGGUUUUAGCUCGCCGGUCCUCCUCCUCCUCCGUUUUCCUUUCGCCAUUGCCGCACGGCCGGAGCAGAUGAGGGAGAUCGAAGCUCUGUGGGAGGAUGUCCGAGAGCUAACCCUAGGCAACACCUCCCGGAUCGAGCGCCUCACCUCACCUCCCUCCCCUCUCCGCUUCCUCAGGGACUUCGUCUCCCUUAACAAGCCCUGCAUCAUCUCCAACGCCACCCUCCACUGGCCCGCCCUCCAUCUCUGGCGCAGCGACGACUACCUCACUGGCUCCCUCUCUUCCUCUACCGUCUCCGUCCACCUCACCCCCGACGGCCGCGCCGACGCCCUUGCACUGAACCCUGCCGAGCCGCCGCCGUCCCUCUGCUUCGCCUCCGCGGAGACCCGGCGCUUGCCUUUCCCCGAGGCGCUCGAUCUCAUACACAGGAGCAAUGCGGGAGACAAUUUUGUUGCUUAUGCCCAACAGCAGAACGAUUGCUUCCGGUCGGAGUACUCUGCCUUAGGUUCUGACUGCGACUCCCAUAUACAGUGGGCUUCGGAGGCCCUUGGUUGCCUCCCCGAAGCCGUGAAUCUCUGGAUCGGGACCCACUGGUCGGAGACGUCCUUCCACAAGGACCAUUAUGAGAAUCUAUACGCCGUGGUUUGCGGGGAAAAGCACUUCCUCCUCCUUCCGCCGACUGACGUACAUCGGAUGUACAUAGGGGAAUAUCCAGCUGCACAGUACUUGUAUUCUGAGGAAACAGGAGAGUUCAAGUUGGAGCUCGAGGAACCUAAGAGGUGGGUUCCUUGGUGCAGUGUAAAUCCUAACCCUUCUCAAGAGGAUCUAGACAGUGAGAUGGAGAAGUUCCCGUUGUAUUUCAAUGGCCCUAAGCCAUUUGAGUGUACAGUCAAGCCUGGAGAGGUUUUGUUCUUACCAAGUAUGUGGUUCCAUCAUGUCAGGCAGAGCCCAGAUGACCGAGGACUCACUAUUGCAGUCAACUAUUGGUAUGACAUGCAAUACGACAUGAAGUAUGCAUACUUCAACUUCUUGCAAUCGAUUCAAUACCAAUCUCUUCCCGAUCCUAGUGCUAACGAAACAGAGAGUGAAGAGAUAAUUAAGCCAGUAAUAGGAAAUGACUUCCGUUGAGGAAGCAUACAGCUCUUAGCCCAGUUUGGUGCCAAGGAAUGGAACCAUUCUGAUGUGAGCCGAUGUGAUGCAGGAAUAUUUUAACGGAGAAGAAGGAGAUGCUGAAGGCAUGUAACACAAUUUAUAGCUGCUGUUUUUCCUGCCACUCAUAACUUGAUUGAGGUUUUCUCAUUCUUCGUGAUUUAGAAGAGAUUCUGCCAUGAUGUGCUCCUGAUUGGCUUGAGUUGAGUAUUUCUCACCUGGGUUACUUGCAGCUCUCAACCUGCUUAUGACCCACGUUUUGGUGCUCUGACUUCUGAGGUUGCGAUUGAUUAUAUAUUCUCCAAAAAUGUUAGCCCGUGUCCAUAUGAUGUGAUUGAUUAUAUGGUAUGAAAAGGCGUUCAUGAGGUGCUGUGCUAGUCAAGAAUUGAUCUAGUUGUCCAAAUUUUGGUAAACAUAUCUCCUGGGGAUUUGCCCCGUCAAUUUUGGACUAAA
Molecule: messenger RNA, 1644 nt
Organism: Punica granatum (pomegranate)
Lineage: Eukaryota; Viridiplantae; Streptophyta; Magnoliopsida; Myrtales; Lythraceae
Source: RefSeq, a predicted model, not a curated record